Halteromyces radiatus is the source of this 5755-nucleotide messenger RNA. RefSeq names its product poly polymerase catalytic domain-containing protein. The record is from RefSeq and is a predicted model, not a curated record. Lineage: Eukaryota; Fungi; Mucoromycota; Mucoromycetes; Mucorales; Cunninghamellaceae. Gene Ontology annotation, molecular function: NAD+ poly-ADP-ribosyltransferase activity; protein binding. The coding region runs from base 142 to 5736 and encodes 1864 amino acids. The transcript has 21 exons.
AACGCACUCAUUUUAUUAUUUAUCAUCUUUUUCUAGUUUCGCUUGGUGGAUAACUUGAUUACCUAUUUUGAUUUGGAUUUGAAGUUGGCGUUGAAGAAUUCGGGCUGUCUUCAUCUAGCUGCCCAACAUCGGGUGGUAUCUAUGUUCCUGUAUUUGGUGAAAAAAGGAGUGGAUCCAAAUGAAUUGACAACACAUCAUUCUUUUUCGGAAUUAGUUAUGGCAAGGCCCAUGGAUCCUCAACCCUCGUAUCCUUCAAGAAAGAAACAAAGCUAUACCGAUGAACGACAAGAAAUCUAUAAAUUUAUUGAAGCAACUCUUCCUACUUGGGUACAACAUGGUGGUGAUAUUAGACAUUUUCGAACACAUCAAUUUGGUACCUCUACACGUGGGUCGACAUUAUUGUUAAAAGUUGUUAAGCAUGGCGACUCUCGCGUUUUACGGCUCUUUUUGGAUGCGGCGGCAGCAACAGUAAACAAUGACAACAGCAACAGCUCUAGUGAUUCUAUAUCUUCAGCUUUGAGUGAUAUCGUCAAUAUGCCCUCUGGCUCCAAUGAAACUCCUCUUCUUGGUUGUAUCUUAUCAUUAUUGAACAAUACGGAGAAGGAAAUGGAUCGCACAAGCCUAGAAUAUCUGUUGGAUGCUGGCGCCGAUAUCAACUUCAAGUACACAAAUAAAGGUGCAUCCAUUCUUAUGAAGGUGGUGAGCGUGUCGAACAUUCCUAUCAUGAAAAUUAUAUUCGAAAAGUCCAAACAUCCUAUUGAUCAUAUGGUGGUGAACACUGCUGGUAAUACUCCUCUCCUUUUGGCUACUCGUACCAAGAAUCCUGCCUUUUUCGAUUUCUACUUUGAUCAAUUAUUGAAAGAUUGUUCUUCCAGUGAUAUAUCAGAUCUCAUCAAUGGCAACACUCUCCACAACGUAUCCACUUGUCUAGCAGCUCCUAUUCUGAAAAAUCAGCUGUCCAUAGUAAAACGACUUCUUCAACAUGGCGCGGAUCCCAACAUCAAAGGUGUCAACGAUACUGUUCAUCUCUUUCAGGCUGUAUCUAAUGGAUUCAACGACAUAGUAGCUUGUUUGCUUGAAGCGGGUGCUGAUCCAAAUGUAUCUGUAGAUGGAGAUUCUAUACUUCAUUUGGCCAUUCUUAAGGAAAACCUACAAGCUACCAAGUUACUCCUUCAACAUGGUGCUAAUGUCAAUACUGUCAACACAAAGCUCCAAACUCCUUUUCAUUAUGCUAUCAGUAUGACCAUGAAACAAAUGUCCAGGACUUUUCGAAUUGAACGACUACUUUUGGAAACCGGAAAAAUCAAUAUCAAUGCCGUGGAUAUGCUUGGACGAACUGCUCUUCAUCUUGUAUUUACUGAGAAGGAUAUUAUUCCAGUGAUGCACACAACGCAACAACAAAUUCAAAAAUAUUUGCAACUACGUGAACAAGAACGGAAAUCAAAGGAAAAGGAAGAUCAAAUGAAGGGACAAGAAAAAGAAGAAAACAACAAAGAUAUCUGGAAGACUCGUUACCUGGAUCAGUAUGGUGGGAUUGCACGGGAUUGGUUCGAGCAUUCUUAUAACAAGGUGUCAGAAUAUCUUCAAAUCAAGGAAUGUCAGCAAAACAAGGACGGCAAUGAUAGUAGUAAUAAUAAAGACGACGACAAGGACAUUUUGAUGAUAUCUGCAGAAGAACAACAGGUUCUGGAACCUUACAAACAUUUCCUUUUUUCGAAAAACUAUAGCGAUAUGAGUCCGCAAAAUGAUCCUAUCGACGUGGUCAAAUUUUUAUCUGCUAUUCCUGGGAUACUGAUGGAUAUCAAGGACAAGUUUGGCCGACUUGCUCUUCAUUAUGCUGCUAUGGUCGGUGCCUUUACUUGUACAACUUUCUUCCUUGACAAGCAUAACUAUAUCAACUCUGAAGAUCUGGAUCAGAACACACCUCUUCAUUUGGCGUUGCUAUACGGACGAGUGGAUUAUGCCGUAAUGCUUUACAAUUGCGGUGCGACUCCAAAUGCUCUUACUUUACGAUCUGGUGUCAAAGAAUCUAUUUUCUCUUAUGCAGUAAGAAAAUCUUACUUGAACGUGGUAUAUCUUGAUCUUGGAAAAUACACGAAUAUUGUGGAUGGAUUACAAGUUGUGUUACAAACAGGUAACUACUAUUUGGCAAGUAUGCUACUCCAAUCUGCGGACAACGAAACACUUCUUAGUCUUACUAAAAAGACAAAACAGACAUUCUGGCAUCUCAUUAGCAAUUUUGUACCUACAAAAAGGGAUGUUUGGCAAGAUUACCUACCUUUAUUUGUUGAAAAAUUAUGUAGCCUCGAUUUAGAACUUACAGCUGAUAUUUAUGGUCGCACACCAAUACAUUAUGCAGCCAAAUCGAAUCAAAUGACUAUAUUGAAACAUCUUUUGUCUAGACCUAAUUGUCCACUCAAUCAAUUGGAUGUAGAUGGUUAUUCGGAAUUAUGGUAUGCUGUAUCAGCAAGAAAUAUCGACGCUGUCAAGAUGUUGUUGGAAAAUGGAUCUAUGAUCCAGCAAGCCUCCCAACUGGAAAAAAAUCUUUCCUUACUUUCGCAAGCAGUGAUUCAAGGUGAUAUAGGCAUUGUCAAUUUAUUGGUAAUGAAAGGUUGUGGUUUGGAUGAAGAUUCUGGUUAUGGUCGAUCCAGCCCCUUGAUGCUCUCUAUUUGUGAUGGCAAUAUUGAUAUGGUCAAAACACUGGUGAAACAUGGUGCCAAAGUCAACCAACAAUCUCUACUGUCCUCCAACUCUCAUAGCAUCGUCGUCCAUCCCCUUUUUGCUGCUUCAUUACAAUCUGCUGAUAUGUUGACGGUUCUCUUGGAAGCAGGUGCUUCUCCGAACGCCUUGGGUCCGCAAGAUAGCGAUGAUCAAGUAGAUGAAAUGGAUGAAAGAAAAGCGAUCAUUCAAAAUAUGAAGAAUGCCUCUGUUUUCGCAUUCAAUCUACGAAUGAAAAAUAAAGCUUAUAUCAAAUUACUUUUGGAUACCAAUGCUGUGGAUUUGAACUCUUCUUACUAUAUGACUGGCCGAACACUUUUUACUCAGGUCUUUUUUGAAUAUUGUGAUGGCAGUGAUAGCAAUAUUUUCUGGAAGGAUAUUUACGAAUGGAUCUAUGAAGACUAUAUGAAAAAGCAGCCUGAAUACACCAUCCAAGUGAAUAUAGUUGACAAGAUCACAGGAAGAACACCUCUUGAAGCAGCUAUUCGACUUGACAGACAAGAGCUUAUUGAGAACUUGAUGACAAUCGGUGCCGAUCCCAAUUUGAAAAGUUGUCAACUGAAUGCAAAAGCAAACGAUCAACAAGAACAAGUCAAUGCCAUCUUCCAUUGUAUACUGAAUGACAAAUACAAGGCUCUUCGAUUGAUAUAUGCUAAUUCCAAAAUUCCUAUUGAUUGGGCUUAUCAAGAUAGUCGAGGACGAACUACGAUUUCCUGCUUGGUGACCAUGAGAUAUCCUUAUAUUCGGGACGUAUCCAUUAUUUUGAAAGAUCUGGCUUCGGCAAUGGGUCCAAAUUAUCUACAAAUCUUUGCCAUUCCAGAUAAUGAAGGAUUUAUGCCAAUUGAAUAUGCCGCUGUGGGUGGAUGCAAAGAUGUGUAUCAAACGUUACGAGAUCUUGGUCUCCGUCAAUCAGAAAAGGAACCAGCAAUAUCCCAAACUUUACCUACCAAUCCUAUGGAUUACAUAUCUUUACAUACAGUGGAAAAGGACGCAGAAGCUGAACGUGAUUUAUUGCAAGCACAAAAGGAUGAACUCAAAUCACAAACUGAUACUCCUGAUGAUCUGGUGCCUGUGGAUCCCUUAUCUGGACUUGAUCAAGUUGGAAAGAUUGUGUAUGAAAAUGAUGAACCUCUUGAUAUCAUGAUUAUGAAAGUAGAUGUCAAUCAAAAUUCUUAUGGAUGCAACAUGUUUUACAAAAUGUCUGUAAUUUACAAUCAAACACUCAAACUGUAUGUACUUUGGACACGAUGGGGAACGUUUGGUGAAGACGGUUGGCAUCAAAAAGCACCUUAUCAAGACAAGGAUGAUGCUAUACGGGAAUUCAAGUCUAUUUUUCAAGCCAAGACUGCUAAUGAAUGGGAUGAUCGCCAUGCUCAGUUUGUCUACAAACCUGGAAAAUUCGACAUGAUCAAAGCCAAAGUGAUAAAGGAUGUGAUUAUGAAUCCUUCUGAUUUUGAUGUGUUAGAGGAACGCGUACCAUCAACACUUAGUCAUGGUUUGAUGCAAACGAUCUCUGUCAUCUUUUCUUUUGCUGAAGCCAAGCUCGGGUAUCAUCAUCUGGAUAUGGAGCUCCCUAUUGGUCAAAUCCCUCAAUCAAGUAUUGAUCAAGCCAUGUCUAUUUUGAAUGAAUUGGAACCAAAAAUUGGACAAUAUAUCCUUAUGAGAAUUUCAGUAACUACAAUGGAAAAGCAAGAAGCUCGGCAACAAUUGAUCCAUACUAUUGGGCAGGCAACAAAUGAUUAUUAUCGACUUUUACCACGACCUAGCGAUUUCAAGAAUGGAGGAAUCGAACCCUUGUUGACUAAAGCGAUGCUAGAAAGGGAAAGGGCUCGACUGUUGGAAAUUAGUUACGUGAAUUUUUCGGCAAAUGUACUUUUGGCGGCAAGAUAUCGAUCAUCAGAGAUUCAUCAUUUGGAUUAUGCUUAUCGGGCUCUUGGUUGUCAACUGACAGAAAUCUUCCCAUCAUCGUCAUUCAAUGAAUAUGAAAUGAUCAACCAAUAUAUUCAAAGCACCACGGCUAACGAUGACAAGUAUGAAAUCGCCAAUUUAUUUAUGAUACAACGACAGAACGAAAAUGAACGAUACGCGCAGUAUAAAUACAACUCUAAUCGCAAGCUACUUUGGCAUGGAUCAAGAAUCGAUAACUAUAUGGGAAUUCUCAAUCAAGGACUUUUAUGCAAACCUCCUCGAGCUCAGGAAACAGGUGCAAUGUUUGGCAAUGGAAUUUAUUUUGCAGAUAUGUUUUGCAAAUCUGUGAACUAUUCACGAAGUACAAAACGACCAGCAUAUGCGACCUUACUAUUAUGUGAAGUGGCACUUGGUGAAGAAUGUGAAAUGAACUACUAUUAUGAUCCAGAUCUCUACCAACCAAAAAAUAAAGGUCAUUUGUCUGUCAAAGGAUUAGGAAGAUGGAGACCGGAUCCCAUAAAUACCAUUUAUGAUCAAUAUGGCGUGAAGAUACCUCUUGGUCCAGCUACGCAAGCUCCUCCGAUGAAGGAUGAUUGUGAUUAUUCUCUUAGGUAUAACGAGUAUAUUGUCUACAACCCUGCACAAGUCAAGAUGCGGUAUCUGGUCAUGGUACGUGAUAAAUCACGAUGUUACAUCUGCGAAAAACAACAAGCCAAUGGUUCUCUGAAACCUUUGAAGGACCAUACAUUUCAAGAUUAUACCCCGUCUUUCAAUGCGUACGACCGUGAACUUGCUCGCGUAUAUUUGGUACAUAAAAAAGGUGCUGAAUACACUUAUCAAAUGUUUUACGAUCAAGAAUUGGAUGAUUAUCUCAAGACAAAGGAUUUUUCGGAUAAACGACAUCUUCUCAUGAAACCAAUCACAAGAGAAACAGAGGUUUGUACAACAUGUGGUAUCAACAUCAUGGAUGAUAUUAUCAAAAUGGAUAUGGCAAAACAUCCACAUAUCAUACCAGUGGAUAUCAGGACAAGACCAUUAUGCAACCUAGAUGAGAAAUGUCAUUUACAAACCGGACAACAAGCGCAUAAUCAACAAUAUCGUCAUUGGUAGUUUAGUUUAGAUAUUACAG